AUGUUGUUGGCGUUCACCUAUGGCGUAAUUUUUGGAAUUUUGCUAAUUUUAUUAAUUUUUUAUAUUUUCCUUUCAAAUCCAUUCGAGAAGAGCGCGAAUAAGCGAACAUUCGUCGAGCAGUUUCCACCGCUGCGAUUACCGCCCGAAUUAAAGAAAUUUCUUGGAUCGUGUGAGGAUGAUUCUCAUUCGAAAUGGGAAACUUGCUUUUGUUUAAGCCUUCUUUUUCAUUUUCUUUUCCAGGAGCAUAAGGACACCAGAUUUUUCAGAAGAUGGCUUUAUGAAAGACUGCAACUCGAAUUAAGUGACUUGACCACGCGUUCUGCUGCCGGUAGAUUAAUUCAAGAUGUGCGAAUCAGAGAUUUGUCUGUUGGAUCACAUUUUCCUGUCAUUAAAAAAAUUCGGAUUGAAAAUUAUGAAAUGUUUGAAGAAGAUGGAUUUAAUGUAAUUUUUCUCUACGUUGAUUACACCGGUGGAUUUCAAACUUCCAUCGAUUUGGCGAUGGUAUUACGUCGUUUUGCUCAGAUGUCAAUUAAGGUCACUCGCCUAUCUGGAAAAGUACGUCUUACUAUGACGCGAAAACCAUUCACUCACUGGACAAUUUCAUUUGUCGAAAUGCCUAUUUUAGAUAUGAAGAUUGAAACACACUGGCAAGGCAAGCAGUUAAAGCAUGUGAUACCAUUUAUUACUCAACAGUUCCGUCGAAUUAUUCAACGAAAACACAUAUGGCCAAGUUAUAAAAUACGUUAUCGGCCAUUCUUUACCAAUCCUAUUUUAAUUCCUUCCCAUCCAACUGAUUCUUAUAAUCAUAUUAAAAUUAUGGGAGUGUUGGAAGUAACCAUUCUUCAAUGUACGAGAUUAAAUACUUCGUUGUCUCCAAGUGAAAAUGCUCAAGUUCAUUGCACCGUUUCCUUAGGUCAUCAACCAUUACAUUAUUCUUCAUGGAAUUCGCUUUUCAGUAACUUGAAUAUACUUCAAGGUGAUAUUGUGCUUGCGAUUAAUAACGUUCCCAUUCGAAAUGAACGUCAACUUGGAAAACUUCUUUGUGGGACAUUAGGUGAUUUGAAUGUGCUUGUUCAACGAACAGAUAUCAAUAAUGAAGGUAACAAUUCGAAAGACAGAUAUUUAAAUAUAAGUAUUUUUGCUGAAUUUGAUAUCGAAUCUGGUCAUACUGAUUCAAGAAAUGAUAAAAAAAUAAAAUUAUUAGUUGGUCUUGAAAAUAUUCAUCUAUUAUUUUUUAUAUCAAUUCAGACGAGUAUUUACGUGCCGCAAAUAUUAGAUGAUUGCCGAUUAACGUUGUCGAAUUGCCAUCGGGAAAUUUAUUCACUAAAACCUCCAGAAAAUCCUACUAGCAAGCCAAUUUCUCCAUUGAUAGAGGAAGCUAGUCGACAUGCUGGCUUUGAUUCUCGUAUAUGUUACGGUGAUAUACUGAUUGGUUUCAGAUAUUUUCCCAGCGGUUUACCAAAAGAAACGGAAAUAUUAUUAUUAAUUAAUAUUAAUGAAAAAUUCAUUUUUCUUUCUCAUUUUUCUUUUUUGUCGAGAACGAUUUUCUUUUUUUCAGAAGCGACUAUAUGUGGAGUGUGCAACGGCAAAAUAUGGUUUAAAAAUGCAUCGCGAUGUUCUCGCUGCUUGUUGGUUUGCCAUAACAAAUGUACUGUAAAAAAUUUCAAGUUAUUGAUAUGUGAUCCUUGCGAUCAUUUUGAGGAUGAUACUUUUGAAGUUAUUAUCUUUCACUUCUUAAUCUGUCUUACAGACGGCUUUUCUGAAUUUUCUGGAGAUUCUUCAUUUCUGGAUAUAUUUUUAUUAAGAAGAAUUGCAAAUAAGGUAACAGAAAAAUGGAAUAAUACUUGGAAUAAAAUGGCUCGUCGAAAAAUUUCAGACUCACAUAAAAUGGAAUUAUCUGAAGUGGAAAUAAAAAGUUCAGUUAAUGCUGAUUUUUAUAUUUGCUCCAUUUUAUUGAAGAAUGUGAUUCCUGAUGUCUUGGUUGAUUUGGAUGUGCCCUCAUGUCUUUCUAACAUGAUGUUCCAACCUGGCGAUGCGUAUGAUGAAAAUUUGAUCCAGGAAGCCAAAAAUAUUGGGAAAAGUCUUUUCUUGGAUUUAAACUGGCCUGAGAGGAAGAUAAAAAUCAAUUCACAGAUAGAUAGGAUUCAAAAAAUAAUUGAUAAAACAACAGCCGAACGCCUUAAAUUAAUAACUAAUUUAAAAAGCCCUCCUCAGAAGCGAGAUGAAUUUAAUAUUAUCGAUGAUCGACUCCAGGCGCUCGCUAUGUUAAUGCUUCAUUAUUGCGCUGCUUUACAGGUUGCCAAUCAUAAUUUAUGA
Dracunculus medinensis (Guinea worm) is the source of this 2316-nucleotide messenger RNA. The record is from the annotation of a GenBank genome assembly. Lineage: Eukaryota; Metazoa; Nematoda; Chromadorea; Rhabditida; Dracunculidae.